UUGCUGGAGGUCCUGGUGCUGGCUCAGAAGACGCAGGUGAAGGUGGCGACGACGACGACGACAUUGACAUGGCUGAGUUUAGCGCGCUGAUUUCCGAGGUUCGCAACGUGCGCGACCAAGGCCAGGAUCUGACUGACGAGCAGCGACGUGAGCGAGCUGCUGAGGUGGCCAUGAAGCUCUGGAACUUCCUGGGCACGGACGACGAGGGCGACGACGCGAGCGACUCGGACUAGCCCCGUUCCGCACUGUAAUUGGUAAAAACAAAGCCCGAAAUUCCUCGUUACGCCUCCUCAUUGGCUGUAAAUCCAUUCUAACGCUCGUGAUUGGCUGAAAUACCAGGAUACUACUCCCGCUCUUCGUUGGUGGGCGAUGCAUUUCCAGAGUAUCAUCGGGACGACAUGGCGGACGCGCAGAGCGAAGUGAACCUCGUGGACCUGUCGCUGGAGCAGCUCAACGCGCUCAAGGGGCAGCUGGAGAAGGAGCUGCAGCAGCUCACGGCGUCGUUCGGCGGCCUGCGCGAGGCCCAGUCGCGCUUCUCCGAGUCCAAGGACGCGCUCCAGAGCAUGGCGGCCGCCGACCUGAGCAAGGAGGUGCUCGUGCCGCUGACCGCCUCCAUGUUCGUGCCCGGCCACCUGGCCAGCAAGGAGGAGGUGCUCGUGGACGUGGGCACCGGCUACUUUGUGGAGCAGUCGGUGGAGAAGGCCGAGCAGUUCAUGGACCGGAAAGUCGAGUUCCUGCAGAGCAACACGGACCAGCUCAAGACCGUCAUCGAGGGCAAGCGCAACAUGCUGGAGGCCGUGCUCAUGAUCAUGCAGCAGAAGAUGCAGGAGGCGCAGCGCAAAUAGACCCCCCGAUAAUGGAAGGGGGCACCCAGCUGCAGCAAUUCUACAAUAUAGGCCAGAAACAAGAGUUUGCGUUGCGUUACGUUGCGCUGGUGUCCUUCAAGCCGCUGAAUUAGCUUCACUCCCCCGCAAUUGUAGGCAUCAAGGACACAGCAUCACACCGCAUCAAGUACGCAAAGCAAGACGUCAAUGGUGGGGUCGGUCUAGUGGUGCAGUCGUUCGACAAGCAGGAGCACCAAACGGCAUUAAAAUCUUGAGUCAGCACUAUAACGCUGCGUUUUGCACUGCUAUCUUGUAUCUGUAGGGGUCCUUCCUUGCUUGGGGUUGCACGUGUGUAGCUUGGGUACUCUGGAGCUGGAGCUGGGUCGGUCGAUCGGUCAAUAAAUAUGCACGAGUCCGUA
Phytophthora sojae is the source of this 1243-nucleotide messenger RNA. RefSeq lists its product as hypothetical. The transcript has a single exon. Bases 399 to 845 code for a protein of 148 amino acids. NCBI's taxonomy places the organism in Eukaryota, Oomycota, Peronosporomycetes, Peronosporales, Peronosporaceae. The record is from RefSeq and is a predicted model, not a curated record. Gene Ontology annotation, cellular component: cytoplasm; prefoldin complex. Gene Ontology annotation, biological process: regulation of DNA-templated transcription; protein folding.